Dracunculus medinensis (Guinea worm) is the source of this 1752-nucleotide messenger RNA. The record is from the annotation of a GenBank genome assembly. NCBI's taxonomy places the organism in Eukaryota, Metazoa, Nematoda, Chromadorea, Rhabditida, Dracunculidae.
AUGCCAACAACUUGUGGUUUUCCAAACUGUAAAUUUCGUUCGCGUUAUCGUGGCCAAGAGGAUAAUCGUCAUUUCUAUCGCAUACCUAAAAGACCACAAAUAUUGCGACAGCGUUGGUUACUUGCUAUUGGUCGAACUGAGGAGACUAUUGUUAGUCAGUUACGUAUAUGUUCAGCGCAUUUUGAAGGCGGUGAAAAAAAAGAAGGCGAUAUUCCCGUUCCUGACCCUCAGCUUGAUCCACCAAUAUCAAUAGAAUUGCCACCAAAGGAGACGAAAAAUUCGGAGCGGCGUCGAACAGCAGGCUUAAAUUCAAAAAGUUCGCGAUCAACUCCAAAUUCGUCGACAACACCGUCGUCAUCAACAUCAUCGACAACGAAUAGCUCGAUAAAACGUACUAAAUCGGCUGCUGUUACCGCUGAUUUUCUCGCCACUUGCAAAUCUGGCCUUAACGUGAGUGGUCGUAUAACGAAUGGUGCUAAUGCAAGGCCACUUGUAGCAUUAUUAGAUGGACGAGAUUGCUCGAUCGAAAUGCCUAUAUUGAAAGAUGUUGCUACAGUUGCUUUUUGUGAUGCGCAAUCAACACAUGAAAUACAUGAAAAAGUGUUGAAUGAAGCUGUAGCAGCACUUAUGUGGCAUUCAAUAACAUUGGAACGAGAGGAUUUGGAAAAAUUUAAAGCUUUACGAGUUGUUGUUAGGAUUGGUACUGGCACUGAUAAUAUUGAUGUUAAAGCCGCAACUGAAUUAGGUAUUGCUGUCUGUAAUACGCCCGGUGAUUGUGUGGAAGAAGUUGCAGAUACGACGCUAUCACUUAUAUUAAAUUUAUAUAGGCGAACACAUUGGUUGGCUAAAGCAGUUUCGGAUGGUAGAAAGAUUCUUGGAGUAGAACAAGUUCGCGAACUAGCUAGUGGAAGUACACGAAUACGUGAUGAUACUUUGGGUAUUAUUGGACUUGGACGAGUUGGCACAGCAGUCGCAUUACGUGCAAAAGCAUUCGGUUUCAAAAUUUGCUUUUAUGAUCCACAUCUUCCAGAUGGUGUAGACAAAGCGUUAGGCAUCGAGCGUUGUUUUAAUCUUGAUGAUAUCCUUUUCAAAUCCGAUUGUCUUACUCUUCAUUGUCCUUUAACUGAUGAAACGAGGCAAAUGAUUAAUGAUGUUACAAUAAAACAAAUGCGGCCUGGAGCUUUCAUUGUGAAUACCGCUCGAGGUGGUCUUAUACAAGAAAGUGCCCUAGCUGAUGCACUAAAAUCGGGGCAUAUAAGAGGUGCAGCAUUAGAUGUUCAUGAACAUGAGCCUUUCGAUCCACUUUCUUUGGGUCCACUUGCAUCAGCACCAAACAUUAUUCAUACUCCGCAUUCAUCAUGGUUUUCGGAUGCUUCAUGCAAAGAUCUUCGUUCAUCAGCUGCGCGUGAGGUGCGACGUGCAAUUGUCGGCCGAAGUCCUCAUGAUUUAAUAAAUUGCGUAAAUAAAGAAGCGCUUUUAUUGAAUCAUUCUCGAAGGCCGGCCUCAUCGGCUGCUUCCAUCAAUCCAAAUGUAUCAACAUCGUUCAAUUCGCUUGCAGCUGCAAUGCCAUCUUUCGGUUCAUCGAUUGCUGAUGGUUUGUCAUUUUGUCGAUUAUUAAAAUCAAUUGUUUUUAUGAUGAUGACUGUAAGAUUUUUCGCUUAUGCAAUUAAUUCUUAUUGCAGAGUAGUGAUCUUUGCAGAACAGCUAAAUGGUUUAAAGAGUGGCAAAUCCCUUUUCAAAAAUGCAGUUUAG